Pangasianodon hypophthalmus (striped catfish) is the source of this 3586-nucleotide messenger RNA. RefSeq lists its product as uncharacterized. The transcript is spliced from 4 exons. Gene Ontology annotation, cellular component: nucleus. Bases 231 to 3140 code for a protein of 969 amino acids. NCBI's taxonomy places the organism in Eukaryota, Metazoa, Chordata, Actinopteri, Siluriformes, Pangasiidae. The record is from RefSeq and is a predicted model, not a curated record. Gene Ontology annotation, biological process: regulation of transcription by RNA polymerase II. Gene Ontology annotation, molecular function: DNA-binding transcription factor activity, RNA polymerase II-specific; RNA polymerase II transcription regulatory region sequence-specific DNA binding.
UUCUCGCAGAUGCCUGUGCGCAGCUUCGCAGAUCUCCGUCUCAUGACUUCCGGAAGUGCAUCUGGAUGUAUGCGUUAGAGAUCAGAGGAGCUGCUUGACGUCUGCGUGACUUGAACGCACCCCUCCUGCUGUCAGACUCUGAUGUGUCAGUUGUAAACUUCGUCCUGUGUGUAAAAGAGAAACCAAUUCGUUAGUGUUAAAAGUUAAUUCUAAAUGCACCGGGUGCUAUAAUGGAUGAGUGUGGUGGGUUUGAAACCCAGUUCACGUCUGUUAUGCAAAAUGUGCUGAGGACAGCAGUUGGUGAGGCGACGAAACUUUUCGAGGAGACUUUGCACCAGCUCAGAGCUGAGUUAGUGCACCUGAGGCAGGAGAACGUCGAGUUAAAGAGCGGCAUUUUCACUCCUCACUUCAAGACAAAAGAAGCAGGAGAUGGAUGUCCAAGAGCAGAGCAUGCCAAACGCGAUAUUGGUGUACAGUGUGAAAAGCCCACCAUGGUUGAAAGAUGCUGCAGCCCAGCACCAAUUGGUGACCGUCUAAACUUGCGACACAUCUCGAGUGAACGUCUUGAAGAUCUCUGUUCCAGCAGUUCAGAAGAUGGAAACAGGCAGCUUGCUUUGCUUCUCAUAAAAAAAGAGCCUCAGGAGACUGACUGUGAUGAAUAUGCACCAGGAUACUUCUUACUGAAGCAAGAGGGUGCUGAGCCAAUAUUGGUUCGUAAAGAGCCCUUUAAAAACACCAUGGAAAAAGUUUUGAUCCCCUCAGCAAUCCAAACAGUGAGCAGAAGCUAUGGAAACCAAAAACAAAUAUCAACCACUAAUGCAUCAUCACCCAAGACCACUGUUUCCUGUAAUUAUACAAUGGCCUCAUCAAGUAACGGUGUCACCCAGACUGAAAGUAUGUCUAGAGUUAGUGGAUGGUCAUCUUUGCAGAGUGAAACAGAAAGACAAAAAAAAUCUGCAUCAGCUAAAAAGUCAGCUUUGUCAGGGCUACCUGCUAAUUCAACCCAGUCCCUUCCUCCAGUUAGUGUAUCUGCCUCAACAGUCCUGCCUAACAGGCUAGGUCAGAUGUCAACACCUAGAGCCCAGCAACCAGCGCCAUCUGUUCAAAUGGAUGAGUCUCUUCAGGCAAGCAUCCAACUUAGUGUACCUCCAUCCCAACAAGUUGUUCAAAAUAUCCAGCAUUCAGCUACAGUGCCACAGUUUGUCCCUAAACUGGUUACGCCCCCUCUCCCUCAAAACCAGAGCCCAAUUACGGAAUCUUGCCCCUCUGGUCAGUUAUUACAAACCCUGGUUACAAUUGCAGACAAAAGAUUCUCAGUCAACAAAUCAGUGACAUCAUUAACUGAAUCUUCUACUCAGGCCACAAAGCCUUCAGUUUCUCACCCUCAAACUGUGAUAACUCCUGUCCAGAACAUGACACAGCUAGGCCAUUUCCCAUGUCCUCGGGUCCAGGCUCCUUUUCCUCCAGACCAGCAUUCUGUUGCACAAGGACAGGUUCCUACUUCAGUAUCUCAGCUUCCACCUCCACCAAACCAGGUCCCAAUGCCACCCACCCAAGUCCCUGUUCCAUCCAUCCACCUUUCAAUUCCAGCAACCCAUGCACUAUCUCAAGUACUUGUUCAAUCAAAUGACAUACUUCCACCAAACUCGCAAAGUUUAAAUCUACAAGGUCACCUUCCUUCUGUGCCUCAUCAUGAUCUGACCCCAUCAACCCAGCCAUUUUAUCCUUUGACUCAUGCAUCAUUUGCUCCACCUUUCAUCCCACUUCAGUCAAUGAAGCCUUCUGUUCCUCCAAGUUCGAUUUCCCAGACCAAUGUUCCAUCUCCACUGGAGCAUGCCACAUCCCACUAUGACAUUUUGUCUGAUCCACUUUGUUCAUCUUCAGACCAGUAUUUUUCAACACCUGAUAACACAUCAGAUUUGCUUCAGCCCUUGCCUCCCAUGCCUUUCCACUCACCUGUUGUAUUAAACCAGCAAGAAACCACAUCUAUGAUCCAUUCCCAAUCAUCUGGACAACCUUUGCAGCUUGCACCUCUUCUUACUUUGAAGGAACAGCAAGCAGCAGCCUCCAAUCAUGGACAUAUAUCCAAGAGAGGACCUAACAUGCCUGUGGAGAUCCCUAUGUCUACAGUUAAUAACUUUGAGGAAGAUAUUCAGAGAUAUCCCCCUCUUGCUAGUCAUGAAUCCACAAACUGUGAAAGUGAAUCCAUCACUGUAGAAAUGCAGAAUGAAGACCCCACUGAGAAUAAUGAAGGUAGUAGGCCUGCAGUUAUUCCUGGACCAAUACAACAUUAUACAGUUCUUUCCAAGCCUGGGCCAAACUUUAUAGUACCAGAUUCUACAAAAGAACAACAGACCUUCAGAAUGAACAUGGUCAAGGAUUUACAGAUGGACAAUGACAUUAAUAAGCAGAAAGAGGGAUGUGACACAACCUGCCAAGUGUGGGAACCAUCUGAUUUGUCCAGUGUAUUACCCCAGUCAGCAUUAAGUGCUCCUGCACAAAACAUAAUACAGAAACCUGCACGGAAAGUGCUGGAAAAGAAGACUGAGUGCUCUGAAUGUGGCAGGAUUCUCAGCAAUGCAUCUUCACUGGAGAAUCACAUGAGGCUUCACAGAGGUGAGAGGCCAUAUACCUGCUCCCAAUGUGGAAAGGCCUUCCCUAGUGUCCGAGGCCUCAACCGCCAUGUAAAAGUCCAUGCAGAGGAGAAAGGCUACAAGUGUGAGGAGUGCGGCAGGAGUUUCGUUUACCAGUUUACCCUGACCAAACACAAACUCAUCCACUCUGGAGAUAGGCCCUUCCCCUGUAAGGUUUGUGGCAAGAAGUUCUUGGCAAAGGCAGACCGGGCUACUCACAUGCGCAUGCAUACAGGGGAGAAACCAUUUUUUUGUAAUCAAUGUGGAAAAACGUUCAAGCAUAGAGUUGCAUUGAACAUGCACAUGCAGGGACACAGGGGGGAGAAACGCUAUGUUUGCCCCCAUUGUGAGAAAGGCUUUGUGGAUUUAGGUAAUUUUAAGAGACAUAAGCGUAUCCACACUGGGGAGAAGCCAUUUGAAUGCAAAGAGUGUGGUAAGCGUUUCACUCAGUCAGCCCACCUCAAGAAACACAUCAACACACAACAUGCGGUAGUGAAACCAAAAUAGAAAGUUCAUAAUAUGUUCAUAACAAUUAAUUAAAGUUCAUAAUAACUCAUGAGAAGAAACUAUCACCAAAUAGUUUUGUGAAAACAAAACUUAUCUUGUUUUAUUAGUUAAAAGUCAUAGUUUUAGCAUCAACUGCUGUAUAAUAAUGCAUUUAACUUUUUAUUGUAGUACUUUUUUUUAUCUUUUUAGUAAGUAUGUGUAACUCUGUGGUGAUUUUUUUGUGAAAAAGUAUCAGGUAGCAUUGUCAUUUAUAAUUCCAGGAAAUUAAAAGACUAAUGUUGUUUCUGUGCUAUUUAUUAUUCCUUUUUUAUAAUAUCCAUGGGUUAAACCCUUAAGGAACUCAGGUUAAACAAUUCACUGUGAAAAUGAAAAUAGUGCUGAUACACUGAUUGUGAACUUGAUUUGAACAUAAUAUGCCAACAAAACCAAAUAAAAUGUGAAAUGUU